This is a messenger RNA of Micropterus dolomieu (smallmouth bass), 3615 nucleotides long. It is a transcript of the gene rwdd3, whose product is annotated as RWD domain containing 3. NCBI's taxonomy places the organism in Eukaryota, Metazoa, Chordata, Actinopteri, Centrarchiformes, Centrarchidae. Bases 104 to 913 code for a protein of 269 amino acids. Gene Ontology annotation, molecular function: protein binding. The transcript is spliced from 5 exons. Gene Ontology annotation, biological process: positive regulation of protein sumoylation; positive regulation of hypoxia-inducible factor-1alpha signaling pathway. The record is from RefSeq and is a predicted model, not a curated record.
CAGCAACAACUAGGCGCUGAACUGAAAUGUGACAGUAACGUUACAUGUCGCUGGGUCAGAACUGUUUUGGAGACGCUAACGGUAUGCUAUUAAUUCAUGAACAAUGUCCGAAGCUGCUGUUGAGGAAGUUUCCGUUUUGUCGUCCAUUUACUGCGGAGAAGGAGAGUUCCUGCUCGUCCAGCAGUCCGCCCAGGAUGGGCUUGUGGUCCAAAUCAACAGCACUGUUGGAGGAGAAAGCGGACUGGACAUCAGUCUGUUGUUCCAUUUGCACCCCCGCUACCCUUCCUGUCCCCCCGACAUCUCCGUCUCUUCCACUGCUCUUUCUAGGACUCAGUGUCACGACAUCAGACAGAAGCUGCUGGAUCAAGCUGCAGCCUCACCGCCAGAACCAAUGGUUCAUCAGCUAGUGGAGUGGUUACAGUGUGUACAGAUGAGAAAUGAGUUCAGAAGAGGUGAGGAGGAGGUGAAAGAGAGAGAAAAAGAGGAGGAGUGGACUGCAGUGCUGUCGUUAGACCACAUCCGAUCUCGAAAUCGUUACAUCGGACUGCUGGAGUGCUGGACCCAGCAGCUGCAGCUCACUGGGAGAUUAUUACUGGGACCAAGUAUACUGGUUAUUCUGCAGGGAGCCAGACCCAACAUCAAGGAGUUUUGUCGCCUUUUAAAGACCGUGAAGGUGGAUGUGGAUUCUUCAGGCAAGAAAUGCAAAGAGAGGAUGAUGAAGGUUCUCAUUGAAACCCUUUCAUCUUCCUCCUGUGGACACGGUCUCCAGGGUUUUGUAGUGAAAAACUGCCAGUCAUUACCCGAGCUGACCGCAGCCUUCCAGGAAAUCAACAUGACUGAGCUUUACCAGCAGAUACUGCCAUCAUUAAGUGACUGGCAACACACAGGAUACCACCGUGACCACAGAGACUAAACCUAGUUAGGAGGUGAAGAAUCAGUCUGUGUCAGUGGGUCUCUGGCUGACGCAAAGAAACUGUUGUUGUGAUGAGAGGUUUUGGUCCUGAUGGAUUGCAGCCCCCUUCCGGAGGGGAGUGUGUGAAACACUUUGUGUCCAGGGUGGGAGGGAUCAGCCACAAUCGCCCUCUCUGCAGAGCAAAUGGUAUGCUGGUUUAGAGCCACUGGUCCAGGUGAAACAUGAGGCCCUUCAGGGGAUGUUGAUGUUCAUGCAGCUCCAGUACAGCAUGGGGGCAUUGAUUCAGCAAGAUCCAGCAUAUUUUAAAAUGCAGCAACGGGCCAUCUACACAUGCCACCUAGAGAGGGGGAGAGAGAGAUGUAGUUCUAUACAGUCUCAGUCAAAAAGCUAUUUACUACUGCAGUUUUUUUAUAGGCCUACAUAAUAACACACACCUCUCUGUGUCAAAGGUUACUGGCAAUCACACCUUUCUUUUAGCUACCGGUAGAGAAGGUUAGUUGACAGUUGAAAAUUAGCAUGCUUGCUAGGUAGAUAGGGACAGAUUAAAUGUCACUGCCAGUAACUAGCUAGCCACACACAAGCACAUUUAGCACAACUGUCAAAUCACGUUUUUCUUAUCAAACUAUUUGUAGGUACAGUACCCACCUACUUUAAACAAGUAGCAAAAACAUUACAUUAUGGUCAAUAAAUGACAACAAAUAUUGAUCUUUCAUCUAGCUACCUUUUGAAUAAAUGCUACCUAGCCAACAGUAACACGAAAUUGCCUUUCAAACGAGACUGCCUUCUUGGUCCUCGUUUCCCAGAGUUGCUUGGCCUAUCAAAGUUAACAUUUAUCUGUGAUCCUAAACUUAUGAGAUGUAAUCUGUACCUCUGGUCUGACAUGGCUUGUUUUUCUUGUAGAACAGGCUGAGCGCUGAUCUUUGUCCACAAUGUCUUGCAGUUUGUAGCUAGCUAGGUGCUCUAUGCAGACCACGUUUUUCCAGCACCCUGUUUUUUGUGAUGGGGUUUCACCAGACUCAAGUAAAACAUUUCAUGUAGAAUUAUAUGGUUAUAAUUGCAGGAUAUUAUACCUAUUAGAAAUGUAAUUUUCAAGACUGUAAUAAUAUUAUUAUGUUUCUGUUCAUCAGCUAUACCUUUAGCCUUUUUAGCAGCACUUAUAAUCUUUUUUUUCCAGUUUAUCAUCGUAUAACAUAAAAAAAUAUGGUCAUGUCACUUGACUCCUGUCAACCAGAGACCACGUGGGGCUGCAAUUAACAUGGUUUUGAACCACAAAGUCACACUCACAGUCGAUGACGGAUAUUCAUUCAUAUGUAAUUGUAUUUAUUUACACCCCCCCAUCCUGUUUGAAGAGGGAAUAACAUCAGUUUCAGAAAAGUCAGAGGCUCUCUAAAUGUUAAUUCACUGUGACUUAAUAAUACAAUGAAUGAAUUAAGUUUUAUUAUUGUGUCGUGUGUACGAUUACACCCAGCCUCCAUUGGCUUACAAGACACCAAAAUUAAUAUACAAAAAAUUACUAAUGUACAGAUUUGAUUUCAAAGUGAUAUAAAACAAUUAGAUCAUGGGAUUGGGAAUGUUUUAUAAUAGAAUCUGAACAAAGCACUAGAAAUUUGUCAUAAAUAUACAGAAUGAAGUAUUCAGCACUAAUUGCCAGGAGAAGAGCCUGGAAAAUGUGCAACAUAUAUCCAAAUGCAACCCGUAUUGGCAAAAUGGAAGUGAAUGCAAAUGGCAACUUGCUCACAAAACAUGCAAACAGUUCAAUGCUGUUCAGGACUUGAAAAAGGACUGAAGCAACUCAUUUGAGACCAAAGGGUGGCCUACUCCUCAUUAGUCAGACUGGAUACUCUGAACUGGGUUGUCUCCAUGUGCAAUGUCCCCUAGCCACUUAGGGGCAUAACAGAGCCAUUUUUACACUGUCACAGCAAAGACAAGACAAGACAGACACCUCCUUUUUCUCUGCUUUCUGUUGUUUUGUUAAGGCAUCCAAGGAAUAAAAAAGAAACAGAGUUAGAACUGCACAUUUUGUAUGGAGUGUAUCAGUUGCAGAGAACUGUUUGAACUAAUUAUCUCUGUUGUAGUAUUCUGUUUAUUUUGACAGAAUUUAUAAUUUAUUCCCCUAAGUUCAUGCAUUUAACUACAUUUUAAAUAUAUGUUUUGAUCUCAUAUUUGCAAUAUAUGAAUAUAUUAAAUAUUAGAAGGUAUUCCCACUAAAACAUAUCCCUUAGCAAAGCGGAGGCAGGUGGAAUGAAGCCUUGUUGCUGAAACCAGCAACCUAUGCUAGCACCAGCCACUCAAAGAGUGUCCUUAAAGGUUCAGUGUGUAAGUUUUAGUGGCAUGUAGUAGUGAGGACUGCGAAUUGCAUCCUGUAGCUCACUGUGCAUUUAUGUGCUCCUCGGAUGGUCCCAUUUCAAGAGUUCUGAAGUCGUUCUUCUGACAUCAGUGUGUGUUCAUGUGCUUUUAAGUUGGAAUGUGAAAUCAACAUGGGCGCUACUUCAAAGAUGUGUUGGAUUAGCAUUAUCAGAGCAUAUAAACAACAUGCAGACAUAUUGUUCACUCUGCAUGGUCAGCAAACUAACAGUUAAUACAAAUUAAAAAUAUGUAUAUGCAAUAAGUAAUUUUGUACGAAUCAAAGUUCUCUAUUUCUGUACUUUAUGUCCCAUGUACACUUUAUUUCUCUUUUUGCAAUAAAGAUUUAAGGGGUAAAA